UUGGGGUCUGCGUUUGUUGAGGAAGCUCUUCAGAAGGCGAUUGAGCUGACAGAUGCUGCUUAUGUUCGUACAAGUGAAAGAGUGAAGAAGUCCCUGUCUGAGGGCACCCUAAAGCCCAGUGACCUGUUGGCUCAGUUCAAACAGACAGAGACUUCAGUCCGGAGGCACAUUUAUGCAGCUGAACUGUUGGACAACACUGUAGAGCUGAUCAGAGAAAUGGUCUACACUCACAGCAUGGAGCAGCCACAACCACAUGAGUUGUUGAGUGGGAGAGAUGUAGAGAACUUGCUACAUAUGACGGGCUGCUCCUCUGAGCUGCAGAGACCGAAGUGUCCCUCUGACUGUGUCUCCGAGCGUUACCGGACCAUCACAGGAGACUGCAACAACAGGAAGUAUCCGAGGUGGGGUGCUGCUAACAUCCCAUACUCUCGCUGGCUCCCUCCUGAGUAUGAAGAUGUGUGGGGGGCACCAAGAGGCUGGGACCUGGAUCACACUUAUCACAACGCCAGCCUUCCUCCAGUGCGACUUGUGUCCCAAGAGGUACUUUCCACCCAAAACAAUAACAUUUCUCUGGACUCCACCUUGUCCCAUCUGUUGGUGGACUGGGGCCAGUGGAUUGACCAUGACGUAGUGCUGACGCCGCAGAGUCCUAGUACAACUGCCUUUAAGACAGGGGCAGACUGCAGCCAUUCUUGUAGCCAGGACACUCCCUGCUUCCCCAUACAGAUCCCUCUGUCGGACCCUCGCAGUGGUAUCCAAAACUGUAUGCCAUUUUUCCGGUCCGCUCCUAGCUGCUCCAAGGGCGUCCUGCCUCACCACCACCGGGAGCAGCUCAAUGCCAUCACCUCAUUUGUGGACGCCAGUAUGGUUUACGGCAGCUCAGCAGGUCUGGCCUCUGUCCUGAGGAACCAGUCAUCUCCAUAUGGCUCUAUGGCUCUGAACUCACAGUGCUGGGAUGAGGACCUGGCCUAUAUGCCAUUCCUGCCCCGAAUGCAGACCCACCUAGAUCCCUGUGGCCCCCGAAACUCCAGCGCCUCACCCAGAUCUGUUGCUCUGGGGAAUAGCACGUCGUGCUUUCAGGCUGGUGAUUCAAGAGCCAAUGAGCAUCUGGGUAUGGUCGUCCUCCACACUCUGUUUCUGAGAGAGCACAACCGACUGGUCACAGAACUGCAUCUGCUCAACCCUCACUGGAGUCCUGACACUCUCUACCAGGAGGCCCGCAAAAUCAUGGGAGCAAUACACCAGAUAUUAACAUGGGAACACUACCUUCCACGGAUCCUCGGUGACAGUGCUGUGGCUGAUCAAAUGCCCCCUUACAAAGGCUAUGAUGCUUCAGUGGAUCCUACCAUUGCUAACGUGUUUGCUACUGCUGCAUUUCGCUUCGCCCACGUCACUGUUCAGCCGAUGGUGGCCAGACUGGGACCCGGCUACUCUAUAGACUCCCAGAAUCCUCCACUGCCUCUACACCAAUCACUGUUUGCCUCUUGGAGAGUUGUACAGGAAGGAGGGAUUGACCCAGUGUUACGUGGUCUCUUGCUGUCACCGGCCAAGCUGCAGACUCCGGGUCAGAUGAUGGUGGAGGAGUUGACAGAGCGGCUGUUUCAGGCUCAAGGAGGGAUCCCUCUUGACCUCGCUGCUCUGAACCUCCAGAGAGGCAGGGACCACGGGCUGCCAGGUUAUGGUGCAUGGCGCCAAUUCUGUGGACUCACGGUUCCCAACACCACGUCUGAACUGGCUGAUAUUUUGGGAAACUCCACCUUGGCCCAUAAAUUUCAGCUCCUAUAUGGGACACCACACAACAUUGAUGUUUGGGUGGGAGCCAUCUCUGAGCCUCCUCUGCCUGGAGGUCGAGUGGGACCUCUGCUCUCCUGUCUGUUAGGAAGACAAUUCAGGACCCUUAGAGAUGGCGACAGAUUUUGGUGGGAGAGAAAAGGAGUAUUCAGUAGCUCCCAGAGGAAACAGCUGCACUCUGUGUCUCUGUCCCGCAUUAUCUGUGAUAACAGCCACAUCACCUCUGUGCCUAUAGACCCCUUCACACGCACUGAGAGCCCUGAGGACCUGCUGUCCUGCUCCCACCCUCUCAUCCCCCACCUGGACCUCAGCCCCUGGAAAGAGCCAGAGAGUGAUCCAAAUUGUGGUCUCAUACCCCAGAUUAAAGCAGGAUACUCUCUGCUCUGCCACUCCACGGUUCUAUAUGAGUGCCAGUCUGGUUACAAGCUGCUGGGGUCCUCAUCUAUUACAUGUGACCCAAAUACCAGAAAGUGGAGGCCUGCCCCACCAUCCUGCCAUGAUAUCAAUGAAUGUGAAGAAAAAGUUUCGCCUUGCCCCCAAGAUGGAAACUGCUUAAAUUCACCAGGAUCAUUUAUAUGCAUAGAUUCAACCACACCAACUACAUCUUCCGUUAUUACUGCUGUUAUUGUAGUCAUUGGUGGUGCUGCUCUUUUGGUUAUGUCCAUGAUCUGUUAUCGAAAGUAUUACCCCAAGAGAGAAUUUGUUGAUGCAAAAUGUUGUCAUGCAAAAAGCUGAAUUUAGAUACUUUU
This is a messenger RNA of Periophthalmus magnuspinnatus, 2540 nucleotides long. RefSeq names its product eosinophil peroxidase (gene epx). The record is from RefSeq and is a predicted model, not a curated record. Gene Ontology annotation, biological process: response to oxidative stress. The transcript is spliced from 15 exons. The coding region runs from base 217 to 2526 and encodes 769 amino acids. NCBI's taxonomy places the organism in Eukaryota, Metazoa, Chordata, Actinopteri, Gobiiformes, Gobiidae. Gene Ontology annotation, molecular function: calcium ion binding; peroxidase activity; heme binding.